CGUCUCAGCAAACAUCUAAAUUUUAGUCCCUCCCGUGUUUUUUUUUCUAUUAUCUUAAGUACCAUGAACAGCUUUGCCGUGUUUUUGGCGUUCGCCUUGGCAGCCGUUGCCGUUGCCGAACCACCAUCAGGAUACAACUACAACCGUCCAUCCUCGGGAGGACACGGUGGUAGCAGCGGAGGUGGUUACAGCCACGGUGGUGGUGGUGGCGGCGGUGGCUACUCAAGCGGCGGCUACUCGAGCGGCGGUGGCGGCGGAUAUGCCGUCAGCGGUGGAUCCUUCUCCAGCUCGGGCUCGUUCAGCAGCGGCGGUGGUGGCGGAUACCAGGCCGUUCCGGCCGGAGUCCAAACCUCCGAGGGACUGAACGUCGAUCCGCAGCUGCUGAACGAAAUCCGCCAGAUUCUGCUGCGCGAAGAGAGCCAAUCGUCAUCGUCGUCCGGUGGUGGCUAUCCAUCGGCUCCGUCCAGCAGCUACGGUGCCCCAUCCGGCUCGUACGGACCACCAUCGUCGACCUAUGGGGUCCCAUCGGGUGGCUACUCGUCGCGCGUCGUCGGCAUCGAUCUGGAGGGUGUGAAGCAGGCCAUCCAGGUCGCUCAGUUCCUGCAGACGUCGUCCGCCUCGAUCCCGUCCGGUUCGUACGGUGCUCCGUCCGUUCCGUCCGGUUCGUACGGUGCCCCAUCCCGUCCCCAGAUCCCGUCGGGCUCGUACGGUGCUCCCUACUAAGUUGCGCAAUCCAGCCCCGGAAUGCCAACAAGCACGUACAUAGUAGAGAUCAUUAGCAGAGCGAAGAAGAGAGAAGAGCCCCGAAGAGCGAUGAAACGAACGAUCUUGGAAACUGGACCGGAACUAGACAACGCCCUUGCCCGCCAACCGCCACUCCCCCAAAAACCCGCGCAAAUGCAUGUGAAGAAUGGAAAAAAACAUGGAAAAAAACACGCAGCAAACACCAUCAACGCUCCACACACCCCCAUAAACUGCGAGCGAGGAGUGUCCACAUACACCUGCGGCGGGUGCCAGCUAAGAUUGGGACAGCUAAUAGGCACCGACCGGACACCGCACCUCCUGGGACAUCGAUCCACGUGAUCGUGGAGGGACAGGUGUAUGUGUGACCGUGCGUAGUCCGUGCGCUUGCUGCACCGCUGUGCCGCUGCCCAAGGAUCCAUCCUUGCGCUACGCGUCACUUCGGACCUGCGAGAGCAAAAUGGUGGUCCCCUGAGAACCCCCCUUAAAAAAACAACAACAUCACGAUCGUUGCCAAGCGCCACUAUACCGUGCGCCCUAUUACCGUGGACCACCAGUUUGUCUCUUGCCGGAGCAAUCCGAAGCGGAAGCGGUAGCAACAGAAGGAUCACGCAGCCGCGGUUACCGUGGUUGCGGCUACACUACUAUCCAGCCCACGGCCACUGCACGUGUGAUCAGAGAUCGUUAGACCGUCUCCUAUUCUCCCUCCUGUUUUUCCGUGUAAAUAUCUCUCUCUCCUUUAUCCUAGUUUUCAUUUGUUGUAGGCAUA
Anopheles aquasalis is the source of this 1510-nucleotide messenger RNA. Its product is annotated as loricrin. Lineage: Eukaryota; Metazoa; Arthropoda; Insecta; Diptera; Culicidae. The record is from RefSeq and is a predicted model, not a curated record.